AUGGGUUUCGGAGCAACAUUACUUUGGGUAGGACAAGGGAAAUACCUUUCUGAUUGUUCUAAACAUAAAAUAGAGAAGAAAGGUGUCUAUUCCAGCAUCUUCUGGGGAGCUAUGUUUUUCGCUUCUUUUCUAUCAAGUAUUUUGAAUGCAUUAGUUCUAGGCUCAUAUCCGCAAGAAUAUCUCUAUAUAACAUGCUCUUUGAUAUCUCUUUUAGCAACCAUUUUAAUGAUAUUUCUGCCUAAAAUAUAAAUUGAGGAGCAGGAAUAAAAAGAUGAAAGAACUGGCAAAUCUGAUAUAAAGGAACAGGAAAAGCAUGGUAUAAUUAAGCUGAUUUCUGAUAAGCAAAUGAUCCUAACUUAUGGUAUAUCAUUGGCUACUGCUCUUUCCCUAGCAUUUAGGUUAUCUGGAUUAUUUAGUUUCCUAACAUUAACUCAGUCUAACGAAACAAUCCAAAAUAAAUUUAAAAAUGCUUCGUAUGCAUAAGCAUUCCUAGGAUUAGGCUAAUUAAUAGGAAGCUUAGUAUCUAAGAUUCAUACCUUUAGAAUCAAAUGCAAGUUAUUAUGGGAGCAGAAUUCACCUAAAGUAUAGAAGCUUUUGCUAUCUACAGAUUAUUUAACUCAGUUGCUGUUACAUUCAUCCUCAUUAUUAUCUCAAAUUUGA
Molecule: messenger RNA, 660 nt
Organism: Stylonychia lemnae
Lineage: Eukaryota; Ciliophora; Spirotrichea; Sporadotrichida; Oxytrichidae
Source: the annotation of a GenBank genome assembly